GACGUGUCUGGGCACGGCACCGUCCUGCCCCCGGCUCUAAGGAUGCACAGGCUGCUCCUGCUCGGCUGCCUCUGGCUCCUGGCAGCACCCCCAGUGUCCGGCAUCUUCCAGAGGCCAACGGGGACCCCAGCCCCUCUGCGCCUGCAGUACCUGCUGGAGCCCCUCCACCCCACGGUGCACACGCAGCGUGGUGCCACGGCCACCCUGCCCUGCGUCCUGCGAGCCCUGCCCCACAACUACCGCGUCAAGUGGAGCAAGGUGGAGCCGGCCAACUACCGGGAGAACAUCAUCAUCAUCACCAACGGGCUGUACCACAAGAACUACGGGCCGCUGAGCCCGCGGGUGCGCCUGCGGCACAGCCACCGCUACGACGCCUCGCUCACCAUCACCGACGUGGCGCUGGAGGACGAGGGCCGGUACCGCUGCCAGCUCGUCAACGGGCUGGAGGAUGAGAGCAUCUCACUCACGCUGCACCUUGAGGGCGUCGUCUUCCCUUACCAGCCCAGCAACGGGCGCUACAAAUUCAACUACCACGAAGCCAAGCGAGCCUGCGAGCAGCAGGACUCCCGCCUCGCCACCUACCAGCAGCUGUACAAAGCCUGGACGGAGGGUCUGGACUGGUGCAACGCCGGUUGGAUCCUUGAUGGGACCGUUCACUACCCCAUCAUCAACUCACGGGAGCCAUGUGGUGGCCGCCUCCUCCUGCCCGGAGUCCGGACCUACGGUGCCAGGGACAAGCAGAAGGACCGGUUCGACGCUUUCUGCUUUACCUCUGCUCUCCAAGGUAGUGCUGCAGUCCCCUGUCCUUCUCACAGUGUCACCAAGUCCUGCUGCCCACCCAGACUGGUUGUUUUCGGGUAGGGCCGGGUCUACUUCAUCCGGGGCCACCUGAACUUCAAGGAGGCCGGGCAGGCGUGUCGCAACCACGGGGCUGCCCUUGCCAAAGUGGGACAGCUCUACUCUGCCUGGAAGUUUUCUCAGCUGGAUCGCUGUGACGGGGGGUGGCUGGAGGACGGCAGUGUCCGGUACCCCAUCACCACCCCCCGCGAGCGCUGCGGGGGCCUGCCCGACCCUGGCGUCCGCAGCUUCGGCUUCCCCAGCAAGGAGAUGAGGACCUACGGCACCUACUGCUUCGUGGGGAAGUAA
This is a messenger RNA of Sturnus vulgaris (Common starling), 1146 nucleotides long. The record is from RefSeq and is a predicted model, not a curated record. Lineage: Eukaryota; Metazoa; Chordata; Aves; Passeriformes; Sturnidae.